AUGCAACGAAUAUUUGGUGAAGAAGGGAAGUUUGGUUUCAUGAGCAAUAAAAUAUCUAGAAGAUAUAAAAUUUUUGCAAAUGGCUUAAAACACAAGCUUAAAUUGGAUCUGCAACCCAUUGCAACAUCCAAAGAAAAAGAAAUGUUGAUUAACAUAAGUAAAUGCAAGAACAAAGACAAUAUUGACGAUUUAUUGGAAGAGUUUUAUAAAGACAGAAACAUGGAUUGUAUGUGCAAAUACAUAAGACUGGUGUUUACUAACGCUGCAGAGUUGUGGGCAUCGAAACAACUUUCAUACAUUACCCACAACGAAUCUUGGUUUCGCACCAACGUAUAUUCAUCGGUAUGGGACAUGAUAUUCUUUAGUGACGAUAAGUUCAUAUCAAAACGCGCUGAUUGCUAUUCAAACACGACAAAGCAGUUUGAUAAUAUUGAUAAUCAGCGCGUUGACUUUAUUUUACAUAAUAUUAAUGAUAACAAUGAUUAUAUUUCCGCUGAAGAGAAGCCUGGAAGAGAAGGUGUGAAGUCGGAUCGUCAAGAAGGGAAAAUAUUACAGAUCGCAAUAUUUCAAUUGUGGAAUCACAAGAUAAAGAGUGCGAAGAUUAUGGAGCAAAUGGAAACAAUUACCUGUCAGUGGGAGGGGACUAAAAUUGACAAUCUAUGCAACAAAGUAUAUAUCAAGCAAAUGCUAUAUUACGUACAUAGAAGUAAAUUGAAUGCUAUUCUUGAAGCCAAGUACAGAUAUGAAAUAGAAAUGAUGACAUUUGACUCUCAAGAUGAGAAUGAUUUCCUUUUUCGAUCUGAAAGUACAGAAGAGAUAGAAGCAAGAGAAAAAUACAAGAAUAAUGCAAAAGAAAUGGAUCAAGAUUUAGAAAAGGAGCUUCUUAGUGAAUUAGAUGGUAUAACAUUGGAAGAAGAUAUCAUUACUUCUAGUGAUUGGAAAGACUUUAUCUUGGAAAAAAUGUCAAAGAAAAGAAAAAGAUAAUACUUUGGUGUUCCUGUUACUCCUGUAGAUUUUUUUCUAUCAUAGAUAUUGCUAUGAUUGUAGUUGUCUUUAUAACUAAGUCAAUAGAAAUGAACCAUCAUUUAUUUAAAUAAUAAAGAGGUUAUUCAAAUAAAACUAGUUAUGUAAUAAUAAGAAUUCAAUAGAGCUAUGAUUGUUAUAUGCCGUUACAUAAUCACUU
Cokeromyces recurvatus is the source of this 1183-nucleotide messenger RNA. RefSeq lists its product as uncharacterized. Lineage: Eukaryota; Fungi; Mucoromycota; Mucoromycetes; Mucorales; Mucoraceae. The transcript has 3 exons. The coding region runs from base 1 to 984 and encodes 327 amino acids. The record is from RefSeq and is a predicted model, not a curated record.